UGAUUGGUUGGCGCUGGGGCGGUGGGCGGUGGAAGAGCCUGGCGAGUCUGGGAUUCAAGCCGGUGCUGGGCUUUCUCCACCCAUACUAGGAGGCCGUGGGGGGCUGCAGAGGGCGGGGAGUCGACCCAGCGGAAACCUGGAUUUGGUUCUAAAAGCCGUGGGAUUGAGAAGGGGUGACCGGAAGUGAUUUUGGGACUGACCGGAAGCGAGGCCUGGAGGGGAAAGGGAGACUGGUUCCCGGGAGGGAGGGGAGUUUCCCGCAGAAAGGGGCGGGGGAAAAGGUGCGAAAGCGGCGUGGGCGCGCAGGUCUUGCAGUCUUGCCCCCGUUGGGUAGAAUCACACUGCUCGCCUUUGUACAAGAAACGGUGUCUCCUGGGGCAAGGAAGGAGCCAGGAUGGCCUGGGCUCUGAAGCUGCCUCUGGCCGAUGAGGUGAUUGAAUCCGGGCUGGUGCAGGACUUUGAUGCUAGUCUAUCCGGGAUCGGCCAGGAACUGGGUGCUGGUGCCUAUAGCAUGAGUGAUGUCCUAGCAUUGCCCAUUUUUAAGCAAGAAGAGUCAAGUUUGCCUCCAGAUAAUGAGAAUAAAAUCCUCCCUUUUCAAUACGUGCUUUGUGCUGCCACCUCUCCAGCAGUGAAACUCCAUGAUGAAACCCUGACAUAUCUCAAUCAAGGCCAGUCUUAUGAAAUCCGAAUGCUAGACAAUAGGAAACUUGGAGAACUUCCAGAAAUUAAUGGCAAGUUGGUGAAGAGUAUAUUCCGUGUCGUGUUCCAUGACAGACGGCUACAAUACACUGAACAUCAGCAGCUGGAGGGCUGGAGGUGGAACCGACCUGGAGAUAGAAUUCUUGACAUAGAUAUCCCAAUGUCUGUGGGUAUAAUCGAUCCUAGGGCUAAUCCAAACCAACUAAAUACAGUGGAGUUCCUGUGGGACCCUGCAAAGAGGACAUCUGUGUUUAUUCAGGUGCAUUGUAUUAGCACAGAGUUCACUAUGAGGAAACAUGGUGGAGAGAAGGGAGUGCCAUUUCGAGUACAAAUCGAUACCUUCAAGGAGAAUGAGAACGGGGAAUAUACUGAGCACUUACACUCAGCCAGCUGCCAGAUCAAAGUCUUCAAGCCCAAAGGUGCAGACAGAAAACAAAAAACAGAUAGGGAGAAAAUGGAGAAACGAACGCCUCAUGAGAAGGAGAAAUAUCAACCUUCCUAUGAGACAACUAUACUCACAGAGUGUUCUCCAUGGCCCGAGAUCACAUAUGUCAAUAAUUCCCCAUCACCUGGCUUCAACAGUUCCCAUAGCAGUUUUUCUCUUGGGGAAGGAAAUGGUUCACCAAAUCACCAGCCAGAGCCACCCCCUCCAGUCACAGAUAACCUCUUGCCAACAACCACACCUCAGGAGGCUCAGCAGUGGUUGCAUCGAAACCGUUUUUCCACGUUCACAAGGCUUUUUACAAACUUCUCAGGGGCAGAUUUAUUGAAACUAACUAGAGAUGAUGUGAUUCAAAUCUGUGGCCCUGCAGAUGGAAUCAGACUUUUUAAUGCAUUAAAAGGCCGGAUGGUGCGCCCAAGGCUAACCAUUUACGUUUGUCAGGAGUCCUUGCAGCUGAGGGAGCAGCAGCAACAGCAGCAGCAACAGCAGCAGAAGCACGAGGAUGGAGACUCAAACGGUACUUUCUUCGUUUACCAUGCCAUCUACCUAGAAGAACUGACAGCUGUUGAACUGACAGAAAAAAUUGCUCAGCUUUUCAGCAUUUCCCCUUGCCAGAUCAGCCAGAUCUACAAGCAGGGGCCAACAGGAAUCCACGUGCUCAUUAGUGAUGAGAUGAUACAGAACUUUCAGGAAGAAGCCUGUUUUAUUCUGGACACAAUGAAAGCAGAAACCAGUGAUAGCUAUCAUAUCAUACUGAAGUAGGUGUGGGGCAUUCCAUCCUCAGUGGCUGCUGCUGCUUUCACCUAUUGGGAACUCCCCUCUUGAAGGGGGUCGCAAAUGGAGCUUUGAAGGGCUGCAGGAACCUGACCCAUCUGACUGUGUCCAGGCCUUGGAGGCAGAAUCGCAGGCAUCUGUGUUGGCCCAGGCUCUUAGGGCACCCACAGAUUACUGCCCAACAUGCGUUUCUGCAGCUAUUUCUUAUUUAAAAUUUCUGGACCCUAUCGUUGUUGAAUAUCAAUAGAAACCACCUCAUUUAGGGUGUGCGUAGGGCAUAAUGAUGAUGAGGAUUGUGUGAUGUUUAAUGGAAAAGAUGUUAAAUUAAAUUUUUUGAUAUGGAGCCAUGUAAUUUUUUUUUCUAACAUAAAAGCAAACAUCUAUAUUCAUAAGACUAGAUCCUCAACCUUUUUUUGCCCCUGAAAACCUCAUUAAAGAGAAAUACGGAGAAAGAAGAAAAUUCUUCUUUGGAUUCCCCUGUAAUUCUAUGACUAAUAGUAACUUUAGGUAACAUUUAUUGCACAUUUAGUUGUGUCAGGCAGUGUGAUAAAUUCUUUAAAUGGAUUAUCUUGUUUAAAUCCUCUCACUAGCCCUAUAUGAAGUAGGUAAUAAUGAUCCCUAACUGAAGGUGAGGACAUGGAGACAUAGAGUGGCCGAGGAGCUUGCUGAGAAACAGGCAGCUAGCAGCUAGUGACACUGAAAUGCAAACCCAGGCCGUCUGGCUCUUAUUAACUGCCAUCCGUGACUGCCACCCUUGCAGUCCUCUGUGCUUGCCACCGUUUCUUACUGUGGCUCUUCUGGUGAAUUGGAUAUAACACUGAGCGAGAACUGAGGAAUUAACACCAAAAGGGACAAACCACACCUAAAUAAUGAUGAACAAAUCAAGACCUACAAAAAAAUGAAAACAGAGACACUUUCAAAGCAUCAUCAGUUAUCAGAUUCACAGAAUUUGAGGUGGUGAAAACUAGGGAUUAUCUGUAACUCCCCAAAUUCAUUGUUCUUGAAUGACCUUCUCAAACUAUUUAUUGAGUUAGACUAACCUCUGCUUUCUCUUUCCCCUCUCUGCAUCUUCUCUUGGUAUAGAAAGUUCUUUUACUCAUGUAGCGUUCUUUUAUAUAAGCUUUACAAGAAAUUCAUUCCCAUCCUGUUUGCAUUCUUACCAUAUACUUUAGUUCUUCCUGAUUGUGAUUGUGUGCUCUUGUGUGUGUGUGCAUGUGUAAGACUAUGGGUCUUUUUUCACAUGUAAAGUUUUAUCCAGAAAUCCCUCUACAUGUUAUGCUGAGGUGAAAAAUGAUAAUGUUCAGAAGAUUCUGUAUUAGAUUUGGAUCUGUGUGUGUAUUUUUAAAGCAUUUGAUAAAGUUUAAAUGUUUUUAUACAGAGAUUUUCGUUCAUUAAAAUCAACCUUCAACAUGG
This is a messenger RNA of Balaenoptera ricei (Rice's whale), 3328 nucleotides long. It is a transcript of the gene TFCP2, whose product is annotated as transcription factor CP2. The record is from RefSeq and is a predicted model, not a curated record. Gene Ontology annotation, molecular function: RNA polymerase II cis-regulatory region sequence-specific DNA binding; DNA-binding transcription activator activity, RNA polymerase II-specific. The coding region runs from base 395 to 1903 and encodes 502 amino acids. The transcript has 16 exons. Gene Ontology annotation, biological process: positive regulation of transcription by RNA polymerase II. Gene Ontology annotation, cellular component: nucleus. Lineage: Eukaryota; Metazoa; Chordata; Mammalia; Artiodactyla; Balaenopteridae.